Molecule: messenger RNA, 525 nt
Organism: Gastrolobium bilobum
Lineage: Eukaryota; Viridiplantae; Streptophyta; Magnoliopsida; Fabales; Fabaceae
Product: non-classical arabinogalactan protein 30-like
Exons: 1
Coding region: 1-525 (174 amino acids)
Source: RefSeq, a predicted model, not a curated record
AUGGCUGGCAGGUACUUCAGUAUCCUUUCUCUCCUGCUUCUCCUAGUGGCUCUCCCUUAUACAGAAGCAAGUGAAGAUGUUCCAAAAACAACAAAGAAGAAAAUAGAGGUGGUGGUAGAAGCUACGGUCUAUUGUCAGAGCUGUGAGCACUUUGGAACCUGGUCUUUGAUUGGAGCCAAGCCCAUUCCUUCAGCCAAAGUAAGUGUCACCUGCAAAAGCUAUACAGGUCAUGUUAGUUACUUUAAGGUCUUUGAUACAGACAAAAGUGGUUACCUUUAUGCACCACUCGAAGGGUUCAAGAUGCAGCAUUAUAUACUUGAUCAUCCCCUCCAUUCAUGCUAUGUGAAGCCUGUUUGGUCUCCUCUUGAAAGUUGCAACCUUCUCUCGAAUGUUAAUUAUGGUCUGAAUGGGGCUCCACUUCGUUAUGACAACAAAAUAUUGCAUGGAAGCAACUACGAGGCUGUUAUAUAUGCUGCUGGCCCCUUGGCUUUCCGUCCUUCUGAUUGCUCACAGACUCACUACUAG